This is a messenger RNA of Andrographis paniculata, 1921 nucleotides long. RefSeq lists its product as uncharacterized. The transcript has 9 exons. NCBI's taxonomy places the organism in Eukaryota, Viridiplantae, Streptophyta, Magnoliopsida, Lamiales, Acanthaceae. Bases 99 to 1454 code for a protein of 451 amino acids. The record is from RefSeq and is a predicted model, not a curated record. Gene Ontology annotation, molecular function: protein binding.
UUGGUAAAAUCGUAAAGUACAUCUUGCGCGGUGUUUUUCUCUCACCGGCACAGUGAGCUCAGCUUCAGGGCGACAGCAGACGCCGAUUACCUCCGGAAAUGGGACCGCCGAAGGGAGCCACGCGCACAAUAUCGCAGCAAGCAUUCGAUGAAAUGGUACGGGAAAACAUAGAUGACCUCGGCAUGGACCCUGCCGAAGCUCUCGAUGACGCCAUCCAGACGCUUACUCUGCAAGGUGUCGAUCUUACAGGUAUUAUCACUUGCCUACCUGGAGAAAGCAAUCCGGUGAUCGAGUGUUUGGGAAAGUUAAGAGAGGAAAAAGCAUUUCCUGAAAUUUUGGAUCCGCUGAAUGAAUUGAAUGUUUUGUGCAAAGAUAAAGGAUCGGGGAAUGCGUCCAUUGCCUCGAAAAAUGGAGCAGUGGAAUUGUUGAUAUCUAUUUGUUCUAAGCUGCGGAAGGAGAGUCAGGGCUUGGCAUCCGCGUUGAAUGCCCUUGCUUCGGUUAUUCAUGAUCUUCAAAGUUCAGAAAUAUUUAAGGAGAAUGGUGGCCCAAGGAUUAUUGUGGAUAUCCUAAAAGGUGAAAGAGGUGAUGCAAACACCUUAGAAGGUUGUUUUGCAGUUGUUGCUGCUGCUGCAACUGGCAAUGAAGUUCUGAAGGACUCAUUUAUGGACUUGAAAAUUGAUGAGCUAAUAUUCCAGGUUCUCAAAGAACGAAACGUUGGGACUGUUCCAAGCAUAUAUGAUGCCAUACGAAUUAUCUUGACAUCUGAUGACAAUCGUGUUUUGGCAUCACAAGUUUUUGGAUAUGCUAGAAAAUUCUCUGAGUUGGGAAUUGCAGAGAUUCUUGUGGACUCUCUUCGUGAAGAAGCUUCUUUUCCCCAUCUUACCUCAGCCGCCAUUGCUCUGAAAUCUGUAGCUGUCAAUGACGAGAUUUGUAGGUCUAUUGCCAGCGCUGGGGGGAUUGAUGUGAUUCUCAACUGUAUUGAUAAUAGUGGUUUACUGGGAAACAGUGGUGUAGCGAAAACCUGCUGCUCUUUGUUGUCUAAGCUUGCUGGAAGUGAUGCCAACAAGGCUGCUAUUGUCGAAAAGGGAGGCAUGGAUAGGCUUUUAAACCUCUCAGCAAGAUUCUCUGAUGAUCCCUCUGUACUGCAGGAGAUCAUGUCCAUCAUUUGCACUCUGUGCUUGAGGUCCAUGGAGAAUUCAGCCUGUGCCAUGGAGUCAGGUGCUGGGGACCUUGCGAUUCAAGCCAUGCAGAAGUUCCCAGCCUCAGAUCAACUGCAAAGAAAUGCUUGCUUCAUGAUCAGGAAUCUGGUUGUUCGAAAUCCAGAGAACCGAAAACUUCUGCUUGGAAAUGGGAUCGAGGAAUUAAUCAGAAGGGCAAAACAAACCCACAAGAGCUGUAAAGAUGCAGCCACUGAUGCACUCAGGGAUUUAGGAGUGAAUAAUUAUAACUCCUGAGGUCACCCGCCAACCAGACAUCUACAUACAACAUAGUUAUGCUGUUGGUGGGUGUUUUCAUUGCAUGACUAGCAAAUCGAAACAAGCUAUACGUAGCUAGCUUGAAAUUGACUCAAAACUCCAAGAACAUUCUAUUGUUAAUUGGGUUUGGUAAGCUUGUUUGGAAUCUUGGACUUGAGCUUGAGUUUUUAUCAUUGAGUAGUAUGAACAUUCAGAAACGGGCUGUAUCGACAGCAGGCUUGGUCUUAUCUUGUGCCAUAUAUUGUGGAAUUGAAGAUCUUGAUUAUUAACAGCAUAGAUAGCAUGAAAUGGGGCUUCUAACAAGCUUUACAAUAGUAGAUUUGUGGUCCAAUUGGGGAUUGGAAAGCAGUGACAAAGAAGAAUUGACAAAAGCUGCAAGAUUUCACAUGGUCAAAGUCAAACCAAUCGGAUGGAAGGAAUCUCUUCUCAUGCCAUGCCAUGCCCAG